Mesorhabditis spiculigera is the source of this 1659-nucleotide messenger RNA. NCBI's taxonomy places the organism in Eukaryota, Metazoa, Nematoda, Chromadorea, Rhabditida, Rhabditidae. The record is from the annotation of a GenBank genome assembly.
AUGUCCAACUACAACAAGCCGAUCCGCCGCAUUAACCGCUUCCUGAUGCAGACCAAAUCGGACAAGGAUGUUCCGGAAACGGCCGAGGUGGAACUGCCGCCAGGACUACUAGCCCCCGUGCCGUCCCCAGCGACCGCCACCGAUGCCACUGCGACACAAUCAUCGUCUGACCGCUAUACUGCCACGGGAUCCAAUGCACCCCAGAAGAACAUCGUCAGCCAGGCUGACGACUACUCGGCGAACCGUUCGAUGCGUGCCAAGCGGGCUUGUCUCGCUAAGGAACCGUUUGCCUGCGUGGCGAAGAGCAUAAUCGAUGGCCUUCCCGCUGGUGCGGCGAGCAAGAAGAGCAGCAUCUCAGACGAAGGGUGCGAGCAUUGCCCCAUGGAGGAGUGCCAACUGAUCGCCGGAUCAUUGAUCGAUGAUGGCCAGCUCGUGCUAAUCACCAAGCCGAACAUGCGCGCCGUGGCCAAAUGUACCCCGAAGGAUGAUACUUGCGGCAAUACCGACUCUGCCACUUGCCUGAAGCCCGUCUCGUUCGUUACAGCUGGCCAUGAGCAUUCGGAGCUGUUCCCGUUCAACCUGUGCACGCGAAAGAUGCUCGUCGACGGCACUUGUCCAAAAGAUCUACUAAGCCGAUCACCGUACGUCGCCGAUAAAAUCGUCAUUACACUCGACUACCACGUCCAAUGCGAGCCCGGCUUCAUGGUCCCAACGAUCGCCAGCGACAUCGGCUGUGUCCCAAGUUUGCACCAGGCCGCCGGUCUAUCUCCGGAUGACCCAGAAGUGUUCCCUGAUGAUGUCAAGGAUUUGGAAAAGAUCCAGUUUUGUGCGAAGUUAACGCAGCUUCCCAACCCGCUCAACUGCGUGCCGCGUCCGCUGAAGGGUUUCACUCUGGCCGCCGGGCUGCCCAAGAGCGUCGCCCCUGCUGCCGAGACCCCGUGCCUCUACCCCGGCCGAGGAGCCAAGAAGGCGGAGGAUUGUGUCCUCAUGGACCUACUUAUCCCACCUACUGACACUCAAAAGGAACCAUUAAUAAUACCUGGUGAUCGAAACGGGAUCGGCCCGUACGCCACGCUGCAGUCGACCACCGACAACUUGGCGCGGAAAUGGACGCCGUGGGAGGAGCCGCAUCGAAUGUUCCCUCGUUGCAUCGACAUCAGCGACGUUGUGGGGCUGACGCAGCCGCACGUCGAUGAAGUCCAGAACGACUUCUUCUUGAACUGCGAAACAAAUCCCUACUACCAGAGGGCCGUGACGACGCGUAACGCGGCGCAGAUGGCCGCCCUCAAGAUUGAACCCACCAAGUGUGACACGAUGCGAAGUAGCCGUAGGCUUUUCUGUCGCUGGCUCGAUUUCGCCAGCACGACUGCGGUUCCGGCUGAGGAGAGUCCGGACCUCGCCCGCCAAAUCUUUGCCUACCCACUCUGGAUCAUCUACGAUGCUGUACUCCUUGCCGCCGUGGUGUUCGUCUUCAUCUUCUACAGCGUGCACGGUUGCCGCCAAUGGCGCAAAAUUGUUGUCGAAAAUCGCAAUUGGCGACGACUCGGGCCCUACGGCGUCAUCCGCCAGUAUAACAACAAAUGCGACUUCGAUCCACAACUGGAAGCCACCGAAUUCGCCAAGCAUCCCGAGAAGAACCGUAACCUGGUGCGUCGACAC